AUGAAGUCUUCUGCAGACGGGAGUGACUGCCACCUCCACGUGUGCCUCCUGAAGAGAUUUUAUGAUCUGUUGGACAGGUACUGCCCUGUGGAUGUCUACAUCGUUUUGGAUACCUCAGAGAGUGUGGCCCUCAGAGCCAAGCCAUAUGGAUCUUUGGUGGAAAAGAUUAAAAAGUUUGCUCUGGAUUUUGUGGACCAGAUCAACAACAGACACGACAUUUGGGGGCUCGUCCGGGAUACGAAAAAGAAUGGAGCAAGCCACUGGAUCAGGGUGCUGGGGGAGGAGACGACAGGCCGGAUCCUGGCUGUGGGGGACCUGAAGGCUCUCCUGGGAAAGGUUGUGGGGAUGGAAACAAUGCUGGACAUAUUUGAGCAGGCUGGCUUUGACAGAAACCAUGCGCAGUCUCCAGCAGUGGACGGUGGGCCGUUUGAUAACCCAUCCAGGAGGGAUGUCACCGGAAGUGGGCGCCGCCUCGAUGAGGUGGUGGGACUGAACACCAUGACACACAGAGAGUUUGUGGAUCACGUGGUGCACGCUGUGGACAGGCAGCGGAAAGAAGGGAAAAAGCUGGAAGAUCAAACAAAAGACAUUCAAAGGAAGCUACUGCAGUUGCAGCUGGAGGAGCUGAGAGCCAAAGAAAAAAAGGCGAGAGAAAUAACGGAGCUGAGAGCCAAAGAAAAAGAGGCGGAAAAAGUGGCAUCUGUGAAAAUACAGUAUAUGGACAAUGAAUUCUUUAACUUCGAAGCCACCCCCCCGCCUGAACCAUGGAGCAGCCGGAUGGUGCCCCGGCCGACGGUGGUCUACGACUUCUCCGGCAUCCCUCACCCAGUGGCCAUGCAAGAGUAUGAAUUAGAAAACAAUGAAGGGGAGGAGUUCUCCCCAGCAGAAAAAAGUGAGGCGAGCGACAAUGAGGUAUGCCAAGCAAGUAAUAGCGAGGCAGAAGAGUCAGACGGGGGAGAGGGGCCUGCACAGAAUGGAGCAAGCCACUGGAUCAGGGUGCUGGAGGAGGAGACGACAGGCCGGAUCCUGGCUGUGGGGGACCUGAAGGCUCUCCUGGGAAAGGUUGUGGGGAUGGAAACAAUGCUGGACAUAUUUGAGCAGGCUGGCUUUGACAGAAACCAUGCGCAGUCUCCAGCAGUGGACGGUGGGCCGUUUGAUAACGUGCGUGGGGUUGUUUGGACUGCUCUGCGAGCCCUGUAUCCCGCACGACUGGACAUGGCGGCCUUAACGGGACCGCCGUUAAAAGACAAUGAACCACCGGCGACAUACAUCCACAUGCAGUUGCGCAGGUGGAGAUUGUUAACUAAAAGGGACGUACGGGCAGAUCCCAUAAUGACCACCCUCUUCCGCAAAGCCAUCCAGGAGGGGAUGUCACCGGAAGUGGGGCGCCGCCUCGAUGAGGUGGUGGGACUGAACACCAUGACACACAGAGAGUUUGUGGAUCACGUGGUGCACGCUGUGGACAGGCAGCGGAAAGAAGGGAAAAAGCUGGAAGAUCAAACAAAAGACAUUCAAAGGAAGCUACUGCAGUUGCAGCUGGAGGAGCUGAGAGCCAAAGAAAAAAAGGCGAGAGAAAUAACGGAGCUGAGAGCCAAAGAAAAAGAGGCGGAAAAAGUGGCAUCUGUGAAAAUACAGUAUAUGGACAAUGAAUUCUUUAACUUCGAAGCCACCCCCCCGCCUGAACCAUGGAGCAGCCGGAUGGUGCCCCGGCCGACGGUGGUCUACGACUUCUCCGGCAUCCCUCACCCAGUGGCCAUGCAAGAAUGGAGCAAGCCACUGGAUCAGGGUGCUGGGGAGGAGACGACAGGCCGGAUCCUGGCUGUGGGGGACCUGAAGGCUCUCCUGGGAAAGGUUGUGGGGAUGGAAACAAUGCUGGACAUAUUUGAGCAGGCUGGCUUUGACAGAAACCAUGCGCAGUCUCCAGCAGUGGACGGUGGGCCGUUUGAUAACGUGCGUGGGGUUGUUUGGACUGCUCUGCGAGCCCUGUAUCCCGCACGACUGGACAUGGCGGCCUUAACGGGACCGCCGUUAAAAGACAAUGAACCACCGGCGACAUACAUCCACAUGCAGUUGCGCAGGUGGAGAUUGUUAACUAAAAGGGACGUACGGGCAGAUCCCAUAAUGACCACCCUCUUCCGCAAAGCCAUCCAGGAGGGGAUGUCACCGGAAGUGGGGCGCCGCCUCGAUGAGGUGGUGGGACUGAACACCAUGACACACAGAGAGUUUGUGGAUCACGUGGUGCACGCUGUGGACAGGCAGCGGAAAGAAGGGAAAAAGCUGGAAGAUCAAACAAAAGACAUUCAAAGGAAGCUACUGCAGUUGCAGCUGGAGGAGCUGAGAGCCAAAGAAAAAAAGGCGAGAGAAAUAACGGAGCUGAGAGCCAAAGAAAAAGAGGCGGAAAAAGUGGCAUCUGUGAAAAUACAGUAUAUGGACAAUGAAUUCUUUAACUUCGAAGCCACCCCCCCGCCUGAACCAUGGAGCAGCCGGAUGGUGCCCCGGCCGACGGUGGUCUACGACUUCUCCGGCAUCCCUCACCCAGUGGCCAUGCAAGAUACAAAAGAACAGUACAUAAGGGGGGCAAAAGGGGGGACACAAGGUGUCCAGGAAGAAGCUGCAGCUCUGCUCUCAGAAGACGGGGAGAGCGGAGGGACUGCGGGCGCUGACACCAGCCCAGGGAGCAACAGCACCAACAGUGCCCCUGCGGGUCCAGUGCGAGAAUCACAGGCCGGCUUUCCAGUGGAGACCUCUCCUUUCUAUGGAAAUAAAUACAUGGUUGUUGUGACUGAUGGCCACCCAUUUGAUGGCUACAAGGAGCCCUGUGGCGGGAUCAACCACGUCGUGACUGAAGCCAGAGGAAUGGACAUACAAAUCUUUGGCGUCACCAUCACGCCUGACCAUCUGGACAACAGACUGGGUACCAUCACAACAGAUGUUCAGUACAGAUACAACCUGUCAGCAACAAGUGACAACCCGUCAAUUGUCAGAGGGACCAUCAAAACCAUUCUCUCCACCAUUUACAAGGAUUCAGAGACUUUGUGCUGCUCAUAUGAAUGCAAGGCUGCUAGAGGACCACCCGGGCCACCGGGCGAAGAGGGGGAAACGGGAACACCAGGAAGACAGGGAGUUGCUGGGAAACCUGGUGACAUGGGGUCAAAGGGUGUCACCGGGGACCAAGGACCUCCAGGGCACAGAGGAGAGAAGGGACCCAGAGGAGCUUCUGGACAAAAGGGUGAAAAGGGACAUAAUGGCAUUGAUGGAAAAGAUGGCCCAAUGGGAGAGCCUGGUUCAGCAGGUCUUCAAGGUUGUAAAGGAAAUGAUGGGAUGGAGGGGGAGCCAGGUCCUCCAGGAGAGAAAGGAGACCCAGGCUCUUUUGGAGAACCAGGACAAAAGGGCCAGAAAGGGGAGAAAGGUAUUAGAGGGCCCCCCGGAAUCAAAGGAGUUCAGGGGGAUAAGGUGAAUAUCAGCUUGUGCCCUCCACUAAAACAGAGGCUGAGGCCACACCCCGGGCCGCAAUGGGUACCAAAGAACAACAAAGUUUUUUUGUUUUUUUUUCCCAGGAUGUCUGUUAAACAUGAACUUGAUAGAGUAACUAUCUUGCACACACAGAUGUUUGGGCUGAUUCAGCUUUAUGGUUGGUCCAGAUGUAUAAAGUCUUGUGUAAUUAGUCUGAAUGAAUAUCUGGCCACUGAAGGAGACAGUGGGCCUGUGGGGGUUCAAGGUAAUAAGGGGCACAGAGGUGAUGAUCUUUGGAAAUCUACAAAUGCACAGUCACAUCUGGUGUUGGUUUGUUUGUUUUUUCCGCCACAGGGAGAGAAAGGGGAGAAAGGUAUUAGAGGGCCCCCUGGAAACAGAGGAGUCCGGGGGGAUAAGUUCUUCCUCCCAAGUACUCACCCACUGCUCCCUUUCCUCCCCCAGGGUGACCCAGGUCCCACUGGACCUCAGGGGCAUGAGGGGCCAUCUGGAGCCGUGGGCUCUCCUGGUCUUCCUGGUGUUUCUGGACUGAAUGGUUACAAGGCUCUCCGGGUCCUGAGGGAACCAAGGGUCCUUGCAGACAGAAAGGCCCUACUGGAGGCAGGUCCUAUGGGUGAGAGAGGGGACAAUGGAGCAAAAGGGCAAGGACAAACUGGAUAUGCGGGUUUCCAGGGAUUUCCUGGUGUACAAGGCACUCCAGGUCUUAAGGGCAUCCAGGGUUUCCCUGGAUUGAAGGGAGAUGAGGGACUGCCUGGCGACAGAGGCAAUGACAAUGAUGUGCCCGGUAACAAUGGAGCCAGAGGACCCAAGGGAUAUCCUGGUUUGCCUGGGGAAAAUUGGGCACCUGGACCUGUAGGACACCCCAAGCCAGAUAAAUGUGAAAUACUGGGAGUGAUUCAGAAACUCUGCUCUUGCUGUGAGUGCGAGUGUGGACCGGUGAAGCUGCUGUUCGUGUUGGACAGCUCGGAGAGUGUGGGUCUGCAGAACUUCACUCUGGAGAAGGAGUUCAUCAUUCGCAUCAUCAACAAGAUCACCAAGUUCAGCAAGAAUAAGAAUGAGCCUGGGUCUCGAGUGGGUGUGGUGCAGUAUAGCCAUGAGGGAACCCAGGAGCUGGUAUCCAUGGAUGACCCCAAAAUCACCUCACUGUCUCAUCUUAAAAGGUCAGGUCUGUCACUGCUGACUUGGAUUGCAGGAGGCACAUACACAGGGGAAGCCCUAGACUUUGCACUACGGGCCUUCGGCACCUCCCAGCUGUCCAGUAAGGCGGCCAUUGUGCUGACAGACGGCAGGUCAGACACCCGGGACUCCAAGCCCCUGUCCUCUCUCUGCAGUGUGCCCAGUAUCAGGGUUGUUGGCAUUGGCAUUGGGGAUAUCUUCCGCAGAGCCCCGUAUGCCACCAUGCUGCAGGAAAUCACUUGCCUGGGGAUGGCCCGGCCUGGCCUCUACCGGAAGAUCACUGACCAUUCCCAGCUUCUGGAAGAGGCCUUCCUCAACAACGUCACUGGUUACAUAUGCCAAGAUAAGAAGUGUCCUGAUUAUUCCUGUCCUGCUACAUUCCAGGGGCGCACAGAUAUCGUCUUCAUGCUUGAUGGGUCUUCCAGUGUGGGCAGGAAGAAUGUUGAGAGGACCAGAGACUAUACGGCUAAUGUGGCUGGCAUGCUGCUCUCCUCAAACCCAGAAGGGGACCUGCGCCUGUCCAUUGUGCAGUACAGUGACACCAGACAGCAGAGAGUGGAGGUCCCCUUCACCAGCCAAGUGAGGGAUGUGCUAGCCCGCCUUCCAGCCAUAAGCUACAUGGACAAGGCCACCGACCUACCAGCUGCCCUGGCCUUCCUGAACAGUGAUAUGCAGUGGGAUGGACAGCCCAAUGUCCGUAGGAAGGUGGUUGUCUUCACAGAUGGACGGUCCAAGCCCUCUGCCCGUGCCCAGCUCUCUAGAGCAGCAGCCACUGCACUAAGCCAGGAGAUGGUCCUGCUGGCCUUAACUGUGGGGGACAGUUUUGAUGAGAUGGGAGUUUGCGAGCUGUUGACUGGACAAGCAGACAACUUUGACUAUAGCAUUGUGGACAGCCUUGUUCACCGGGUGAUACAUUAUACUGACCUGGCCCAGACAGUGGCUAUGCGGAGCUUAAUAAGAAAACUGUCUAAGGCCUAGGGUAUUUCCCAUACCCCCACGUGUAACAGACUUGCAUCUACAAUAUAAGCAAGGAUUUUUCUUAUAAAAGAAAGGCAUUUCUUCAGGAGGCCUUUCCUAAGAAAAAUAUUUGUUUUUGCUUUCAUCCUUUAGCAAUCUUGUGUAUACUAAUGGUUUAUGUAUUUUUCUUUUCUGUUUGUUGUUCUACCUGUACUAAACAUGACACAUGGAAAAGCAUGAUUUCCUAUGUGUUCUGGAGUUUUGUAACAUGAGGACUUUAUCUUAGCAUCAGGAUCCAUUUGUGUACAAUGAAGCACAUGGUUGUUUCUUUAGCAGUUAUCAAUGUAAUAUUCAUUUAAAGUUACAAUCUCGAA
This is a messenger RNA of Anguilla rostrata (American eel), 5978 nucleotides long. RefSeq lists its product as uncharacterized. Gene Ontology annotation, cellular component: extracellular matrix. The record is from RefSeq and is a predicted model, not a curated record. Lineage: Eukaryota; Metazoa; Chordata; Actinopteri; Anguilliformes; Anguillidae.